This is a messenger RNA of Halichondria panicea, 1868 nucleotides long. Its product is annotated as probable dolichyl pyrophosphate Glc1Man9GlcNAc2 alpha-1,3-glucosyltransferase. Gene Ontology annotation, biological process: protein N-linked glycosylation. Lineage: Eukaryota; Metazoa; Porifera; Demospongiae; Suberitida; Halichondriidae. Gene Ontology annotation, molecular function: dolichyl pyrophosphate Glc1Man9GlcNAc2 alpha-1,3-glucosyltransferase activity. The transcript is spliced from 12 exons. The coding region runs from base 76 to 1668 and encodes 530 amino acids. Gene Ontology annotation, cellular component: endoplasmic reticulum membrane. The record is from RefSeq and is a predicted model, not a curated record.
CGUCUUUCUCAAUUGAGAGCGGCCUGGAAUCGAGGCUAAUCUAACUCUAUCAUGUUUCACUGAGAGUGAAGGAGGAUGGAAUUGAGGUCAUGGAGGUACAGUUUUCCUGUUGGUGUGUUUCUUGCAGCCACCUGUAUCAAGAUCCUACUGAUACCUGCCUACAGGUCGACUGACUUUGAGGUCCACCGGAACUGGCUGGCCAUCACACACUCACUACCGCUGUCAAAAUGGUAUUACGAGGCCACGUCAGAGUGGACACUGGACUACCCACCCUUCUUUGCUUGGUUUGAGUUCCUCCUCUCCCAGCUAGCUGCGCUGGUGGACCCUCUGAUAGUACAGCUGGACAGCCUCAGCUACAGCGCUUCGUCCUGUAUCCUCUUUCAGAGACUCUCUGUCAGUGUCACUGAUCUUGUGCUCCUCUAUGCCGUACUGGAGUAUGACAAGUUGCCUAGAGACAAGAUCAGCCCGGUACGACCCACCUCCACACUGGCAGUUCUCCUUCUACUCAACUAUGGACUACUAGUUGUGGAUCACAUUCACUUUCAGUACAAUGGCUUACUGUUCGGUCUCCUACUAUUAUCAGUGGUCCGAAUCCUGCAGGGUCGCUGCUUGGCAGGUGCCUUCUGGUUUGCGUGUUUAUUAAAUUUCAAGCAUAUCUUUGCUUACGUGGCCCCAGCUUACUUUGUCUACCUUCUCAAACACUACUGCUUCAAGCACAGACAUACAAAAGGGCAAGACAAUGCGAUUAGAACUCCUUCUUUUGUGAAUUUUGAUGUGGUAAAGUUUGUAAAAUUAGGAGCGUUGGUGAUCAUCGUUUUUCUCGUCUCAUUUGGACCAUUUCUUUACCUGGGUCAAAUGGGCCAGGUGAUCUCGCGACUGUUCCCGUUCAAGAGGGGACUAUGCCACGCCUACUGGGCUCCCAACGUUUGGGCACUCUAUAGUCUGGUAGACAAAGUGGCAGCUGUGGUUGGUAGGCAGCUUGGUGUGUCUGUGUCAGCUGCGAGCAUGGUGUCAGGUCUGGUAGGAGAGAUGAGUUUCCAGGUCCUCCCUUCAAUCUCACCACCUGUGACUUUCCUCCUCACCAUUGCAGCCAUGCUGCCUGCACUGAUCAAGCUCUGGAAGAGGCCUUCCACACCUCUUGACUUUGUGAAGGCUCUCAUCCUCUGUGCCUAUUCAUCCUUUCUCUUUGGAUGGCACGUUCACGAGAAAGCUAUCAUGAUGGUCACUCUGCCAGCAUGUUUUCUUGCUAUGGAAAAGCGGUGCUAUGCUAGGAUCUUUCUCGUUCUGUCAACAGCUGGCCACAUGUCCCUCUUUCCGCUCCUCUACAAACCAGCGGAGACUCCUAUUAAGCUAUCUCUUUUCAUCCUCUGCUCGCUAUUGACUCUUCUUGUACUUGAAAGACACUACAGAUUCCAUUACCCUAAAGGAGGAGAGAAAACAACUCCAGAAAGUGUUUUAACUCGUGAAGAUGAACCUUGGCUUUCCAAGAUUGAACUGGUUUAUGUGAUCUUUCUAAUGUUCAUUCAAGCUUAUUGUAUUUUUCUUCAUGAGCUGCUUCCAUUCACCAAACAAUUACAGUUUUUGCCCCUUCUCUUGACUUCAGUCAGUUGCGCAAUAGCAAUUGUAUGGACAUGGUUACAGUUAUACUUUAAAGUAUUGUUUGGCUGAUCUAUUAAUAGUUAUCCUUUGCAUUAAUAUUUGUACCACUGUAUUUUUCUUCGUGGGCUGCUUCUAUUCACCAAACAAUUACAGAUUUUGCCCUUCUUUUGACUACAUGUACAAUCAUUAAUUUUGUGCAAUAGGAAUUAUAUGGACAUGUUACUAUUUGGCUGAUCUAUCGUUUGCAAUGCAAUUUAUUAAUUCACAAG